AUGCAUUUUAUUUUUUCAGAAACUAUUGUGUACUGGGUUCCCGGUCACAAUUUGUUUGUUAAAAAUCCUAAAAACCCUACAAAAAAAUUUAAAAAAGUGUCAAAAACACUAAAAAAAUAUAAAAAAUUAAAAUCAGAUCUGUGACGAUCGACAAAAAAGAGGAAAAUGAAUAACGCAGGACCUACCAGCUACCCAAUGGCUUCACUUUAUGUUGGUGACCUUCAUCCUGACGCGACGGAGGCUAUGCUUUAUGAGAAAUUCUCUCAAGCUGGCCCAGUGCUGUCCAUUCGCGUCUGUCGGGACAUGGUCACCAGACGUUCGCUUGGCUACGCAUACGUCAAUUUUCAGCAGCCGGCUGAUGCAGAACGAGCUUUGGACACCAUGAACUUUGAUCCCAUCAAAGGUCAACCCAUUCGCAUCAUGUGGAGUCAACGUGAUCCAGGACUGAGAAAAUCUGGUGUUGGCAACAUUUUCAUCAAAAAUUUGGACAAGUCUAUUGACAAUAAAGCUCUGUAUGAUACUUUCUCUGCGUUUGGCAAUAUUUUGUCAUGCAAAGUUUCGUGUGACAUGAAUGGAUCCAAAGGAUAUGGUUUUGUGCAUUUCGAAACCGAGGAAGCUGCACAGCGUGCGAUAGAGAAAGUAGAUGGAAUGUUACUGAAUGACAAGAAAGUAUUUGUUGGGAAAUUCAUUUCACGAUCAGAAAGACACAAGUUGAUUGGCGAGAGACAAAAAAAUUUCACUAAUAUCUACAUCAAAAAUUUUGCCGAUGCUCUAAAUGACGAAAAGAUGAGGGAAAUGUUUUCACAGUUUGGUCCUCUACGGAGUGUUGCUGUGAUGCAAGAUCCUGAAGGAAAAUCCCUUGGAUUCGGAUUUGUUGCUUUCGAAAACCACGAUGACGCUGCAAAGGCUGUUGCUGAAACGAACGGAAAAGAAAUUGGUGGACAAGAGAUCUACGUAGGUCGCGCCCAGAAAAAAUCUGAACGGAUGUCUGAAAUUCGACAGAGGUAUGAAAGACAAAAGCAAGAGCAAAUUCAGCGAUACCAAGGAGUCAACCUGUAUGUAAAAAAUCUUGAUGAUUCCAUCAGAGAUGAUAGUUUGCGUGAAGCGUUUGCAUCCUUCGGAACCAUAACUAGUGCAAAAGUUAUGACUGAUGGCGAACGUUCUAAAGGAUUUGGAUUUGUUUGUUUCAGUGCACCAGAUGAAGCAACUAAAGCAGUAACAGAAAUGAAUGGUCGUAUUGUUGGGAGUAAGCCACUCUACGUAGCUUUAGCUCAAAGAAAAGAAGACCGAAAAGCUCAUUUGGCUGCUCAAUACAUGCAGAGAGUUUCCAAUUCAAUGGGAAUGAGAGUUGCUCCUCCAAACCAAAUGAUAGGACAGUCAUUCCAAUCAGGUGCUCCUGGAUACUUCAUGCCAAUUCAUGGUCAGAGUCGCUACAUGCAGGGUCACCAGCUUAUUAGGGCAACACCAAGAUGGCAAGCUGCCACUGCUCAGCCAGGAUUCCAAAUUCCUGGAAGCAUUCGUGCACCACAUGGUGGAGGGCCCGCUAUUCGCCCAAUGACUGCCCCAGUUUCAGCCAGGAAUGGUCUUCAGCAACAACAACAACAUCGCAUUGAUAUGCUACAGAGCCGCCAACAGCCAAUAUACAUGCAACAAAAUCGACAACCUUUCAAAUACAAUCAAAGUGUCCGCAACCCUGCUUCGAUGGCUGGUGGUGUCAACCAACAAGCCCAAGUCCAACAGCAAGUUGAAACAGUACAGCCUGCUGUGCAUGUUCAAGGUCAAGAGCCGCUUACAGCAAGCAUGUUGGCAUCUGCUCCACCCCAUGAGCAAAAGCAGAUGUUGGGUGAACGUCUUUACCCACUCAUCGAAGCACAACACCCGACUCUCGCUUCAAAGAUUACUGGAAUGUUGUUGGAAAUUGACAAUUCUGAAUUGCUUCACAUGUUGGAAUCUAGAGACUCUCUCAAAGCAAAGAUGGAAGAGGCUGUGGCUGUUCUUCAGGCACAUCAAGCAAAGAUGCAGGCAGCAAGUCGACAAGCACAACCUGCUUCUCAGCCUGUUCAAAAUCAAGGCAUUACUGGUGUACAACAAAUCAACCAGGUUAACAACGCUGCUCAGAAUGCGGUUCCUGUAGGUGGUCAAGAGUAACAAAUUCGAAAGAUAAUAAUCGCCGGUGUUAUGUGUGAACUGUUUCGUUUUUAAAAAUCAUCCUACUUUUGCCCCACAAAAAAUUAUCCUAAUAAAAAAAAAAAUUACUGAGCCCCUGGUUUUACGAACUUAAAUCCAGGUGAAAAAAUACUGAAAAAUAGAAAAAAAAAUAUCAAGAACUUUACAAAUUUCAAAAACCAACUUUUGACAGUUUUCAACCAUUUAACUUGAAUUUUCGGAACCCUGACUUGUUUUUUCCAUGUUUACCAAACUGACCUCAAAGAUAAUAAUAGUAGUUCUUACCAUCCCUCAAAACACAUUGAUAGAUCUCUGGAUGAGAUUUUGGUGACCUUGUUUGUUCUGUGUGUCCCUUUCAGGGACUGCUCUAAUUUUUUUAAGUUGUUUUAGCCCUCUUUCUCCCAGAUUGGUAUAUGAAAGGAUUGUCAAAUAAUACCAGGGGAUUGAGUGUGUUUGAAUUUACCCAGAAUAAUUGAAAAACCAAAAAAAAAUUGAAAAAUGAUCGAAUUUAGUACGAAAAGUAAACUGUUUCUUUUUCGGCCACUCCACUCUGUGUAAAUAAACAUCCAUGCUUGUAAGCUGGUGAUCACUAAGUGCAAAUUUUAUCGUUUUAUUCUUGUGGGCUAUUAAUUAAGAUUUGGAUGUCAAUUAUGAAUAAUUUAAUGCAACUAUAACUACUAACACAGUAGGGUGUUAAUGAAACGACAAUACUGUUCAGUGACUAAGUCUUUUAGGUAGUUUAUUCAUAGCUGACUUCCACGAUUUCUUGAAAGCACUCAUUUGCCAAGAAUAUACAUCAAUGUUGUUGUAAAUCAUUGGUUUACUGUUUGCUCAUGUAUAUGGUAUUUGAAAUUACUGCACAGUGGUGUCUUUUUUUUGGUCUAGUAACAUUUCAUUAAAAUGAUAAUUGCAUGCA
This is a messenger RNA of Styela clava, 3082 nucleotides long. RefSeq names its product polyadenylate-binding protein 4-like. Gene Ontology annotation, molecular function: RNA binding. The record is from RefSeq and is a predicted model, not a curated record. Lineage: Eukaryota; Metazoa; Chordata; Ascidiacea; Stolidobranchia; Styelidae.